Messenger RNA from Amphibalanus amphitrite, 3271 nucleotides. RefSeq lists its product as uncharacterized. Gene Ontology annotation, cellular component: nucleus. The record is from RefSeq and is a predicted model, not a curated record. The transcript has 7 exons. Gene Ontology annotation, biological process: regulation of transcription by RNA polymerase II. The coding region runs from base 242 to 3271 and encodes 1009 amino acids. Gene Ontology annotation, molecular function: DNA-binding transcription factor activity, RNA polymerase II-specific; sequence-specific DNA binding. Lineage: Eukaryota; Metazoa; Arthropoda; Thecostraca; Balanomorpha; Balanidae.
CACCUUAAAUUUGUGUCAUAUGCUUCGUUAAAAUGCAUAACUCGUUCAACGAAUUAACCUGCCGAUUAAUUAAUUGUUACGGUGAAAACUUGCCUAGAAAUACUCGUAUUAAACUAUGCACCCGGUGCGAAUUGCAUAAAGCUGGCUUGAAUUGCUGUUGCUUGUGUUAUCCAUACUUUUUCCACGUUCCGUAGACGAUCUACAGCUUUAUCCGUGUUUUAGUUUUUUUUUUAUAAAAGCAAUGUCGACGAAUAUUUGGAACGACCGCUUGAGACCGAGAAGAAAUGCUCGACUGUCGAUAAUGUCAGCAGAGACGCCGGCCAUGACUGGAGAGGAGCGGGGCCCGACCGCCCCGCCGCCGCCGCUGCCCAGGGACCUCCUGGACGCAGUGGACGCUGUCGAUACGCCGCCCCCGCCGCCGCCCCCGCCCGCCGACGGCCGCCCACGAGAUCUGCUCGACCACAUCGACUCGACGUCGGCGACAGCGACGGUAACGACCGCGACGGCGGCGACUGCGACGGGUGACGACGACACAGACUCGCAAGACGCAUCGAACGAAACGGGCGCGGCAAACGUGACCGACAAGGUAGAACGGUCUGGGGAAAAGGCUAUCGCUAAGAGCGCAGAGACAGACACGACAGAGGCUGAUGUUGCUGUUAACGCUGAGUCUGCGCCGCUGAAGGUGGAUCCUGUCCAGGGUCCAACCGAAGAAGUGACGUCAGAGGCAAGGACGAGCGGGGAAACGCAGGCGGAGACGGAAGCGAAGACGGAGGCGGAGAAGGAGACGAAGGAAGAAACGGAGAUAAAGGCGGAGACGGAGAUGGAAGCAAAGGCAGGGGAAAAGGCGGAGACGGAGCACACCACUUCGUCAGCAGAGGCGGCGGAGGCAGCAGCAGAGUCGGCUCCGAGGGCCGUCUCGUCCGGGUCCCUAUCGGAGGAGCGGGACUCGGACGACGCGGAACUCGAACCGCAGCCUGCUCCGCCGGCAGAGGUGCCGCCGACGGACCGUGACGCCUCGGUGGAGAGUCCGCCCAGCGCGGCGGAACCGUCCGCUCAACCCCUGUCUCCGGGCGAGGGAGACUCACCAGCAGAGGAGUGUGAAACUCAACCAGAGGUAGCAGAGAAACAAGAGAUUCAAGAGGAAGAGAGGCGAACUGAGAUUACAGAGGGACAGGAGGAUGUCUCAGAGGAGCAGGACUCGCAGCUGGAGGAUCAGAGUGGUGCUGCUUCAGAACAGAAGAUGGAGGUCUGUGCGGAGUCACAGAGUGUUUCUGUGGAGUCGCCACAGCUAGAGGAGGUUUCCCCUCCGUCGGAGGUAGAGGUCUCAUCAACUGAGACCAGUCAGGAGUCCACAUCAGAGGUGGCCGCGCCACCGCAGCCAGAGACCGUACCUGUGAACGGAGAGCAUCCGUUGUCAGAAACAGAGAGGGCGGCGGCUGCCGACGCUGUCGCCAUGCCGGCACCGGCCACGGCUUCAUCCGCAGAAUCUUCAUCAUCGUCAUCGACUUCAUCAGUAGCGGCGUCAUCAGCGGCGUCGUCCACAGCGUCAUCGACAGGCCCGGCGGCGGCGGUGGAUGACGGCCGGAAGCAUCGGAAACAGCCGAACCUGCGGGCCGUACCUACCCGCAGUAACCUGAAGAGGAAGAGCGACGACACGACAGGUGACAGCGCACCAAAGCGGCCGCGGCGGGGCAUCCAGUUCGACGGUGUCACCGUGUUCUACUUCCCGCGCGCGCAGGGGUUCACGUGCAUCCCGUCUCAGGGCGGCAGCACGCUGGGUAUGGCCGACGAGCACAGCCACGUGGAGCGCUUCACGCUGACUGACCAUGUCAACGAACAGCGGAUGGCACACCGAGAGCUGCUCACCCGGCUGAGGGUCAAACAGAGGAAGCUGCAGCGUCUGGCGCCGUUCCAGCCGUCAGCCAGCAGCAGUGAGGAGAGUGACGCCGGAUCGGAGGAGGGCAGCGACCUCUCCGACUCGGAGCUCGACGUCGACAGCUACUUCUUCCUCAGGCCGGUGUCGACGCGGCAGCGGAGGGCACUCCUGCGAGCCUCCGGGGUGCGUAAGAUCGAGCCGAUGGAGAAGGACGAGUGUCGAGACAUCCGUACCUCGCGCGAGUUCUGCGGCUGCGCGUGCAAGGUGGUCUGUCGGCCGGACAACUGCCAGUGUGCAGGUGCCGGCAUCAAGUGCCAGGUGGACCGACAGAACUUCCCCUGCGGCUGUACCCGAGACGGCUGCCAGAACCCUUCCGGCCGCAUCGAGUUCAACCCCAGCCGCGUGCGCUCACACUUUGUCGAGACCAUCAUGCGCGAGCAGCCUCCACCGCCGGCGCCCGGUCCAUCGGGGCCGGGCCCGGGCGGCGCGGGCGCCGCCGGCUGGGCGAGCUGCGGCUGGCAGAAGACGGCCGGCUGCGCCGCCUCGCCCGGCCAGCAGUACAUGGCCGAGCAGGAGUUCCCUAACGGCGGCUACGCGGCCACCGGCGGAGGCGCAGCGUUCGCCGAGCUGUCCGCCCCAUACCAGGAGGAUUCGUCCUACUCGGAGAACAGCGACGGCAGCAGCGACGGCAGCUACGAGACGGCCGGCGCGGCGGUGGCAGCCGCGCCGCCGCCCGCCUACCAGCCGCCGCAGACGCAGUCACACUACUCGAGCUUCUCGUUCGAGGGUGGUUUGCAGAACUACGGGGCGCUGCCGGGCGCGGCGCCGCCCUACCAGACGGCGGCGCUGUCCGGCUACCCGCAGCCGUACACGGUCUGCCAGAGCUACACGGCCAGCUCGCACUACCCGGCGCCGGCGCCGCACUACAGCUACCCGUUCAACAAGUACCCGACCUCGGGGCCGGGCCCGGGCGGCGGCGGCGCGCCGGUGGCCAGCGCCGCGCCGCCGGCCGCCGGCUACCCGCCGUCGUGCGGCUACCCGAGCUACCCGGCGGCGGCCGGCUGCUCGUACGAGCCGGCGCCGCCCGUGUACGCGGCCGCCGGCCCGUACGACCCGGCCGCCUGCUCGUACCCGGCGGCGGCGCCCGCGCUCGAGUCGCUGGCCGACCUGCUGCAGGACAAGUUCGGCGGCUGGGCGGCGUCCGGCGCCGGCGGCGGCGGUCCGACAGUCACCUCUGCCGCCAGCACGGCCAGCACCGCGUCCUACUGCGGCACGCCGCCCUCCGAGGACUCUGGGGUCGAUGUGGACGAGUGCGCAGCCAAGCACGCGCCGCCCGCGGACGAGAACAUUGGCCAGAUUAUGAAGAAGACAAUGGUUGAGAGCGUGUCGGCGUGA